This is a messenger RNA of Fusarium verticillioides 7600, 2452 nucleotides long. Its product is annotated as CNT family concentrative nucleoside transporter. Gene Ontology annotation, biological process: nucleoside transmembrane transport. The transcript is spliced from 2 exons. Bases 329 to 2281 code for a protein of 650 amino acids. Gene Ontology annotation, cellular component: membrane. NCBI's taxonomy places the organism in Eukaryota, Fungi, Ascomycota, Sordariomycetes, Hypocreales, Nectriaceae. Gene Ontology annotation, molecular function: symporter activity; nucleoside transmembrane transporter activity. The record is from RefSeq and is a predicted model, not a curated record.
AUAAAGAUGGGUUCAAAAAGUCAAGGCAUCCCCAGAUAAAAAAAAAUUGGUCGACCCACGAAGAUCGUAUCUCUUCUGUCAGUUCAGUCUGCUCCAUCGUCUGACUCCAUUCUCAAGCCGGUCUCCAGUUUUGAGGGCUAGACAUCUCUUUUUUUGCUGAACAAAAGCCCUUGUCUUCUCAGGGUCCUUGGUUCUCUCGCUUCUUUCUCUUGUGCUUCACUGCUCAAGCUGUUGAAGCUCCGAGGUCUCACCUCUAAAUUCAUACCCUUUCUUUUUUAUAUACCCCAAUUAUAGCGCUUGGGUUGAGAUUUAGUGAGAGACAGUCACAAUGGCAGACUCAAACAUCCACCAUAAUCCAGACCCAGCUCUCGAGCCCUCCCACCAACACCACCACCAACAUCAUCACCACUCUCCCCGCGUCGACGCCCCCGGCCACGAUGAUCCCGUCUACACAACCGGCACCACAGACGCGCCCGGCGUAGUCCCUCCCCAGCGCCACUCCCACGAGAUGGAGAAGGAGAAAACAGGCGUGCAUACUCCUCCUGACUACAGCGACCACGAGAAGCACGAAGCUGGCGUCGUUGACGAAUCCGCCCGCGCAAACUCCCACUCUGAGGGCCCCGCUGUCGUCGGCUGGCGCAGGCGUCUCGGCCCUGUAUAUCGCUACCGCCGCCCUAUAAUCCACCUCUUCAUCUUCUGCCUCUUCACCGGCUGGUGGAUCGCCUCUCUCGUGCUGCACCGCGACGACAAGAACUGGGUUGUCCCGUUCCUCUUGUGGCUCGCCAUCACUCUCCGUCUCAUCUUCUUCCACGUCCCUAGUCGCUAUGUCUCCAACAUCAUCAAGAAGGUCUGGCUCAACACCGCUGUCAGGGUGUACGACCUCAUCCCCGCGCAUCUGCGCACGCUCGCUGGCGCUACCGUCACUGUAGCUGCUAUCCUCAUCGGCGCUUUUGUCUCGGAGGAGGUCGCUGACAAUACCCGUGAGAACCGCGCCGUUAGUCUUUUCGGCAUGGUGGUGUUUUUGUUCAUUCUCUGGGCUACGAGCAAGGAUCGCAAGCGCAUCAACUGGCGCACUGUCAUUGGCGGCAUGCUCACGCAGUAUGUUAUCGGUCUGUUUGUGCUGCGAACGUCGGUCGGAUACGACAUCUUCCGCUUCAUCGCCGACCGCGCUGCUGAUCUUCUGGGCUUUGCUAAAGCUGGUGUUGCGUUCCUGACGAGCGAGGACGUCGCCAACACGGGCAACUUCUUCUUCGGUGUCAUUCCCGCCAUCAUCUUCUUCAUCUCCCUUGUGCAGGUCCUCUACUACAUCGGCUUCGUCCAGUGGUUCAUCGUCAAGUUCGCUACCUUUGUCUUCUGGGGUCUUGGAGUCUCAGGUGCUGAGGCUGUCGUCGCUGCUGCUACACCCUUCAUCGGUCAGGGAGAGUCAGCUAUGCUUGUCCGUCCCUUCGUUCCUCACAUGACCAAGGCCGAGCUUCACCAGAUCAUGACCUGUGGUUUCGCCACCAUCUCUGGAUCUGUGCUUGUCGGCUACAUUGGUCUCGGUCUCAACCGCGAGGCUCUUGUGUCAUCCUGCAUCAUGUCCAUCCCCGCUUCUCUGGCUAUCUCCAAGAUGCGAUAUCCCGAGACUGAGGAGACUCUCACAGCUGGUCGUGUAGUCAUCCCCGAUGAUGAUGAGCACAAGGCCGAGAACGCCCUCCACGCCUUCGCUAACGGUGCUUGGCUCGGAAUCAAGAUCGCCGGUACUAUUGUCUGCUCUCUUCUCUGCAUUAUUGCUCUGGUCGCUUUCAUCAACGGUCUCUUGACCUGGUGGGGACGAUACCUCAACAUCAACGAUCCCACUCCUCUUACUCUCCAGCUCAUUCUCGGAUAUCUUCUCUUCCCCGUGUCUUUCCUCCUCGGUGUAUCCCGCACCAACGGAACCAACAGCACAGGCGACAUCCUCCCCGUCGCCAAGCUCAUUGCCGAGAAGAUCAUCACCAACGAGUACAAGGCCUUCUCUCUCCUCACAAACCCCUCCCCCGAGAACAACGAAUUCUACGGCCUCUCCCCCCGCUCCCAGCUCAUCGCCACCUACGCCCUCUGCGGUUUCGGCAACAUUGGCUCUCUCGGUAUCCAGAUCGGUAUCCUCAGCCAGCUCGCCCCCUCUCGCGGCGGUGAUGUUGCCAAGCUUGCUGUCUCGGCUCUCAUCUCUGGUGUUCUCGCCACUCUCACCUCUGCCAGUGUCGCUGGUCUCGUCGUCACCAAUCAGCUUUCGAGUUUCGGCCAGAACGCUUCCUCAUAGUCGGAUAUGAUGAUGAUGAAAAUGUAAGAGAAUGAGGAAAGAUGUGUGUGUAAGAGAAAAAUGUUUGAAGGGUCGAUGAUUAUGUCGAUAUGCUAUACUACACUAUACUAUUUACAAAUGCUAUAUUGAAGACCACGAGAUGGUACUAAUUCACAUCACUUGUCUACCGUG